Messenger RNA from Histoplasma mississippiense, 4347 nucleotides. RefSeq lists its product with no specific name. Gene Ontology annotation, biological process: ribosome biogenesis. The record is from RefSeq and is a predicted model, not a curated record. The transcript is spliced from 5 exons. Bases 1 to 4347 code for a protein of 1448 amino acids. Gene Ontology annotation, cellular component: nucleolus. NCBI's taxonomy places the organism in Eukaryota, Fungi, Ascomycota, Eurotiomycetes, Onygenales, Ajellomycetaceae.
AUGGCCCCGGCUCUGGAGUCCUCGUCUUUCGCGCAUCAAGCUCUACUUGAGCUUGAGAAAGGCAAGGGUGACCCAACAAGCCAGCUACAGGAAGCGGCGCGGAUAAUUGGGGCGGAUUUAUCUUCUUCAUGUAACCACGGAACGGGGUAUAUCGGAGUGUUCCAGGAUGCGGAAAGCAACAAAAAGCAGAAACCUUCCGCACCCAAGGAGGCAUGGGUUCUUCGAUGGCUUAUGAAAAAGUUGAAGGCGUCUUCACCACAACGAGAGGAGUUGCAGACCAACUACAGACUGCACACCCAAACGUGGAUUCUUCUUCGGCAGCUGUUAGAACGCAUCCCCAUAAAGCCUUUAGCAUUUAUUCUCAAUGAACACAAAUUUCUCCUAAUAUUGAAACAUUCGUUGACUGAUAUUAUGGAUGCAUCGAACGCAUCCCCCGAAUACCUUGAAUUUCAAGAAUCGCUACACUCUGAAUCGAGCGCGACAAUACAAGGAUCUCCUGUUUCAGAGGCCUGGAAACGGGGCCAAAAGCGAAAGAGGACUGAAAAUGGCUUGGAUUCCGUGGAACCGAAGGAGGUUAUAAGGGAGUCAUGGAUUGAUACCUUUUGCGCCGUGUUGAAAUCAGUGAAAACUCUUGUUGCUUUGGCGAAUGAGUUUUCUGGGGUUGAAUCAACAUCCCAUUCACACUUACAACUCGUCCUGAGAGGGGAACCCCAGACUGCGGCGGCGAUUCUUGGACAAUCCUUCGUAUUGACCCGAAAAGUAGUGGAAAAGUGGGAUAAGAGGUUUCCGGAAUUACAUGCGCAGCUAAUGCGUGCGCUGCCUGCGACGUUUGAUAUUUGGAGGCUAAGUUCUGAGCGACUUGGUGACGAUACUAACUUGUCUAGCGAUAAUACAUUUUCUUCAUAUUGCUUUUCCGAAGCGUUGCAUCUGCUUAUGGUUCUGCGGCAAAUUGGAACCGAACCAGCCGAAAAUACGAAUGUGAUACAGAGCUUGGAACGUAUCGUCGUUGUUCACUUCGUCCUCCCUCUUCGCCAGUCAUUCUACUCCAUCGACCCCAUGAAGACCAUGGAUACUAAUGAUAGCCCCGAUCCUUCCGUAAUCAAGCAUGUCCUUAAAGAUGUCCAUUCCCGUUGGGGCGGAUCUAAUGACCGCUGGAAUACAGAGUUACUACCCACUUUGCUAGAUGUUGCUGUUCGUGCUGUUCCUCGGGACACAUUCAAGAGACAAGUUCAUGAAGCGCCCUGGCUUGAAACCUUUUUCGUGGCACUCUCAACUAUCGCUGGCUGCCCUCUAUUUGAUGAACCCUCAUGGAGCACAUCCCAUAAGGAUAUCCCGGUUCUCGAGAACCUUUUCCAAGUGACCAUUGAUAGGAAAGCAAGUCUUUCUAUUGACACAAUCAGACGAUACGCUGUCCGAUUUUCUGGCCUGGUUGGAGGCGAGGCACACCAGGCUACGGAGUGGUCAUUAAUAUCUAAACUUAUACUGACGGGUGUUGAUGUGUUUCUUCCCAACCCUGGAUUUGCCGGGAUGGAAAAGUUGCUCAGUAAUCUUAUCGAUCGAAUCACAUCGUUUUCACUAGUUUCAAAUGUUAUGCCAAACGAGACUUAUGGAGUUAUCAAAACCACCAUCGUAAUACCUUUGCUUCGUGGAUUCGCGGCUGCCAGGGCUAUUGGUUCAUUUCUCGAUAUCUGGUCUGAGCAGUUAACGUCGAUCGAGGCUGCUCGGUUAAAUGGGAGAGAUAUAUUCUACCCUUUUGUUUGGGAGGAUGACGACCUUGCAGCCGCAUUGAGGCCUUUGAUAACGGAUCUCUUCUCUGAGAAUCAAACUAAGGAUCAUCUGCAAAUCAUUUUGUCACAACACUCGUUUGACGACGAAGAAAUAAACGCCCCUAGGCACUAUGCGGACAUUUUGCUUCUUGAUGCUAUUUGGGAACCACGAUUGCGAGAAGGUGACUCCAUGUUACAAGGCGAAUCUUUGGCUCAAGCCUUCCGUAUAGUAUCUAACUUGGUCUUGUCAAAACGGCAACCGGCCUGGAGGUGGCGUCUCUGGCGCCUUUCCCAGCGCUUUGUUGAUCAUCAUUCUUCUACGCCGGAUGAUGUAUCUGUCGACCUUAGCAUCACUUUGUUACCUAAAGCAAUCGACGUAUUACAGAACUUCCACAAUCAAGAGUUUCCAACUAAUAUAUCUAGAAAUGAUUGUCUCGAAGCAUUUGAGGCUUUCAAAUUUGUGGUGCUCGUUGCAGGCAGGAAAGACUUCCCCGAGUACAACGAAUAUUUGAAUGCAAUAAUGCCACGAAUUGUACCUGCUUUUAAUCAAGUUGCAAGAUUCACAGGAGCAGCAUGGAAUGGACGUGUGGACACUAUGGUUUCUCCUCAAACCGUCUGUGUUGGAUAUCUCGCUGUGUUACUGGCAACACCGCUGGCUGUUACUCGCCUUACGUCUGAAAACCGUAGCCUUCUUUUCAAUAACCUUCUCACAUCAGUUGAGCGUUUUGAAUAUUAUAUUUCAAAUCCACUUUCGAGGCAGGCAGUAGGCUCGAGCCUUGAAUGCCAGUUACUCGAAAUAUGGCAAUCGUUCACUUCUAACGAGUGGCUCCUAGAGACGCCUGCAGCGGUAUAUGAUCUUGUCAAUACAAUUCUCCAUCACCUCAAGAAGAAGAAAGUCCCCAGACAUCUCUCAAUUGCAAGCCUUCUAGGUGUCCCUACUAGGUUAAUCCCGCGCCACCAGAGAGGAAUGCUCUUAGACUUCCUUCAACAAACAAUGCUUACGGGUCAAUUGAGCUGUGGAGAAAUGUAUACUGAUACCCUAACCUUGAUGACAAGGCUAGCAGAUUUACCCAAGUCCUCAACCCAAAUCACAAGCGACUGGGAGGAGCCAUGGAAACUUUCGGAUGCUAUUUCCAUCCGAAAGGAGGAUUCCUCGUCGACUCUUCUUCCAUUCCAAUCGUUCCGCCAGCUCCACAAGGCAAUCAUUGGCCGUAUUCUAGUAUCAUCCGAUGUGCAGCGGAGUUUAUAUUUCCAGAAAACGUUUGAUAAAGUACGCGCAACAAUACAAAAAUACGAUAUCUCUAAUUUCGAUGCAAUGGGGUUUUUUAUGCUUGUGUUGUCUUUAGGGACACUUCAUACUCACCAGCAGCACUUUGAUUGUAACCUCAAGAUCGAAACUUUGAAUGCACUGCGCGAGAAGGUGUUAAACAUCCUCAUCUCCGAUUUGCGGUCUAUCGAGAGAAAAAUGGAAAAGAAGAGUGAGACGCCAGAUGUGAACACUUUAACUGGCAUUCUGAAUGCCUUGGAAAAUUUUGAAGACAUGGUGAGGUCGCGUAAAGACGCACGGAAAGCCAUACGUAAAGUUGAGGAGCUCUUAGACACAAUGAGCUAUGAUUCCCCCACCAAAAGGCUUGUCAAACGUCGACUCGUCUCGUCCUACAAACCGGGCAAGGACUUCGAGAAAGUGCUGACGAAGUGGCUUUCGUUGUUUCCUGUUGAUCAGUUGUAUGACCAUGACCAUCAGCUUUUUGUGCGGGACAUCCGCCACAAAUUGUCUACUUUAUCAGAGAAGAAGCCCGUCCGCCUUGGUCCCAAAAUCGCAGGGGAAUACGCGGGAGUUGUCUACAGCCGCAUAUGUCAUAUCCUAAGCCUCGUUUUUGGCCAAUACCGGAAAAAGCUCAGUGGAAGAUUUCACUUGAUUCUACCACUCAUGCAACGCCUCCUUCGCCUCCUCUUCACACCUGGCCCGAGGCCGCAGAAGCCGUCUCGUUCCCAAUUCGCCCCUCCACCAUGGGUAGACAACCAGACUGCCAGCUCCUUUCUCCAUAAGCGUUCCCACGCAACCCAAUAUACCCGCCUCCUAACUGCCCUUUGCGACCCAACUGUCUCCGCUGUACAACGCGUUGAGCGAUCCGACAGCGGCCUAACUGACAAUACGAAAAAAUUGAAGAGUAUAGCCGGCCAGCAUUUACAAUAUCUUGUUAUCGAAUAUACCGGCUGCCAGCUGCGAGCUCAACUUGCGCCGGAGCUGAAGGCUGCGUUGAUGCCAGGCUUUUACUCGAUUUUGGAUGUGAUGUCGAAGGAGACAAUGAGAGGUUUGAAUGCGGCGAUGGAUUCGUCGAGUCGAGCGGUCUUUAAGUCCCUAUACGACGAUUAUGUGCGCCUUGAGUCUGACUUUUUGUCUCAAGCGCUAUGGCCCAAAGCUCUCAGCAUUUUUGCCCGUGGCAUGGCUAAGGAGCCAGCCAAGACAAAUGAACCUGAGUUGCUCCAUAUUUAUCAGAUACCGCAGUUUUUGAUAGGAAGAGACAUUACCGGGAUGUCGCCAGGACUCACCCUCCUCCAUCCUAACUUUCCCUUGUGA